Lampris incognitus (smalleye Pacific opah) is the source of this 465-nucleotide messenger RNA. It is a transcript of the gene med21, whose product is annotated as mediator complex subunit 21. Gene Ontology annotation, cellular component: mediator complex. NCBI's taxonomy places the organism in Eukaryota, Metazoa, Chordata, Actinopteri, Lampriformes, Lampridae. The transcript has 4 exons. Bases 1 to 438 code for a protein of 145 amino acids. The record is from RefSeq and is a predicted model, not a curated record. Gene Ontology annotation, molecular function: transcription coregulator activity. Gene Ontology annotation, biological process: regulation of transcription by RNA polymerase II.
AUGGCGGACAGGCUAACGCAGCUCCAGGAUGCGGUCAAUUCGCUCGCAGAUCAGUUUUGCAACGCGAUCGGCGUCCUCCAGCAAUGUGCACCUCCCGCCUCCUUCAACAACAUACAGACAGCCAUCAACAAAGACCAGCCGGCGAACCCAACGGAAGAGUACGCUCAGCUGUUCGCGGCGCUGAUCGCCAGAACAGCCAAAGACGUUGACGUGUUGAUCGACUCCCUGCCCAGCGAGGAAUCCACUGCGGCUCUGCAAGCUGCCAGUCUCCGCCAGCUGGAGGAGGAGAACCACGAGGCGGCGGCGCGGCUGGAGGAGGUGGUGUACCGCGGCGACAUGCUGCUGGAGAAGAUCCAGAGCGCCCUGGCCGACAUCGCCCAGUCUCAGCUCCGCACUCGCAGCGGCACGCCCAGCCAGCCCUCGCCUGCCGAGUCAUGACCCCCACCGCCGCCACCACCACCACCA